AUGGCAAAUAGCAACGACGUUUCGUCGACCUUCUUGCCAAUAAGUAAUCCUUGUAAGGUCUGCCAUUUGAAUUUGGAUACACCCACAUCAUUACAAGUACAUUUACAGUAUCAUAACGAGAAUUUGUUCUUAAAGUGGGGGAUGGCAAGCAUUCAAAAUGAUUCAGAUAAUAACAACGGUAAAUUGACGAACGAGACCACAGUGUCGGCUCCAGCCGAUUCUAGCGACAGCAUGAUUACUAAACCGAGUCCGGAAUUUCAACAAAGGGCAACACCAGAAACGACAGUUCAGUUUCCGCAUCCGGCUACACCUCAAAGUUAUCAUAGUGCUCCAUCACCAUAUCAAAAUCCAGAUCAAACUAACUUUUCUCCAGGAGCAGCACAAUUUGGUAACAAUUUUUCGCAUACUAAUUUUUCAAACCAACACUCAGAACAAAUCAAUUGGGAGCAAUCCCAAUACAGUCAGGAAUUUCACAAGCCUAAUCGUUUCCACCCAUAUAGUAUGCAAGAACGAGUAUCUCAAGUGUCGUCAUCAAGUCCACUUUAUGGUCAACCAUUAAAUCAACCAACUCCAUCUCCAUCACCUAACCAAUGCGAUAAAUGUGGCUUUGUAUGUGAUUCAGCAGUUCAACUCAAUGAACACUGCAACUCUGCACAUGCGGGCACUAGUGCUGCUCCUUCUUCAGCGACUAUGCCUUUUCAACAAUUUUCUGGAAAAUACAAUAAUUCUGUUUAUCAAAAUGAUAAUGUAAAAGUUAAAGAAGAACACGAAGAAUCUUCCGAUAUACUAGAUUUAGAUUCACAGAAAGUUGUAUAUCAAGGUAAUGAAGGGGAGCAACAGAAUGUUUCAUAUGAAGAAACACAUUCUCAGGUUCGUGAGGUUAAUACAAGAACUGUUCCAAUGAUGCCAUGGGAAACCCAAAAAUUGUAUAACAAUCCUCAACUCAAUGGUGACGUAUCAUUAUUUAAAGAUCAAAAAAUGUUUGCCGAACAACAAAAAGCUUAUACGACAGAAGGAAAAAUGUUUCAUCCUGAUCAAAAGUUUGGAUAUUCACAAGAUAAAUUUUUAGUCCAUCAUGAUCAGAAGCCUUUUAUGCACGUAGAACAAAAGCUUUACCCCGGAGUUCAAAUGACACCAUUAUCUGAUUAUUCUGGAAAUGUUGCUUCGACUAAUUCGGAUAUGAAACCACCCUAUCGACCAUAUGAUUCACCUUCAGCACCACAAAUAACAAGUACACAACCUGCAAAUCCUACUUCUUCAUCUCUCCCGUCUAUUGGUGGAAAAGGUGCAAACUGGAAAUCAAAUGAAGCAAGAAGACCGAAAACUUACAACUGCACUGCCUGCAACAAAUGGUUUACUAGUUCGGGACAUUUAAAAAGACACUAUAACACAACUUUACAUAAAAAUGCGGUGAGGUCAUCGGGGCAACCAGAUCCUGCAACAAUGCCGAUUUCAAGUCAUCAUCAUCCUAGUCGAGACUCACUUCAAAAUCGCGCUCAACAACAGAGUGUUGAUUCUAAUACUCAAAGUCCUAUCCCAUCAGAUGACAGCCGGAGCGUAGAUGAGAGCGCUUUGCAGUCGCCUUACAAUCCUCAAAACUUCGAGCGCUCUCAUCGUGUAGCCGCCAUGCAGACCAAGUCACCAUACACGCAUCUUCAACAGGGUAAUUUAGAUAAUAGUUUCGGUAACAAUCCUUUAGUUAAUCAUACUUUACAGCAUCAAGUGGGUUCGCAUCCCAUAAAUAUAGGUAACCAACCACCGGGUAUGGGGAACCCCAAUGAUAAUUCUCAAGCGUCUAAAGGUUCUUCAAUUACAACUGGGGUGAAUCCCCCAAACGGGGAAGCAGGUCCCUCUGUUUCUCAAAAUCACCAUAUGAGGGGCCUGCUAUCAGUGUCAACCAGCAAUAUUGCAACUCCAGUUCCAACCCAGAGUACGCCAGCGCUUACGGCACACACGCUACCACCGUUCAGCCAUUUGGGUGUCAAUCCAUACAAUCCGAGGUCUACGGAUCCAUUGGGCCCUUCAGUACCGGACCACACGCACACCCCAUUAUAUUUGGGUCAGAAUUUUCAGCAGACUAUAGCACCGAAUUACCCAAACGGGAUGGCCCCCCACGUUAUGGAUAUGGCUAUCAACAAUCUGCCUAUAGCCAAUCCGGCUACUUUUGGUGAAUCGACACCAGAAGAAGUCAAUGUUAUGGAACAAGGAACGUCGAAUCUACCUGCAAGUGGACCGUUGCCGAGUUUUUCGCAGCUCCAAACGCAGAGCUUUAGCGUUUACGUUUCUAACUAUAUUACAUCGCCUAACGUGGGGGGUCAAGUUGUCACCGACGAAUCUACCGCCGGUUACAUUAUCGUCGAUCCAGUUAAUCCUAACGUGCAAUAUAACGAUCUUGAUAUUAACGAUCAAACUAUAGAUUUCGAUUAUAGCUUUGCCCCUAAAAUUGUUAAAGAAAAUGUAAUUAGUUACAAAACAGAUAAUAUAAAAGUAUAUCCUUACGGUUACGCGGUAGGAGGUAAAACUAUUAAACGAAAUAACGAUGACUUAGGAACUGACUCUAGCGAGCUUCAGAUUUUAGAAAUGGAGCGUGCUAUGGAUUAUGGAAACAAAGAAAAUUAUGAAAUGAAGUCUCCAGCGAGCCCGGAAAGUGCCAAGGCCGAGAAUGUAAACAAUCGAUCGCCAUCUAAUUCGUCUGCAAGUUCGAUUACACCGCUCACUGAAAGAAAUCGGAUUAAAAAGCCAGCACCCGUAAAAAUACAUAAAUGUUUUGAAUGUGACAAAUUAUUUAAUAAAGCUUGUUACCUCACACAACAUAACAAAACUUUCCAUUCGGGAGCUAAGCCUUUUAAGUGUGACCGGUGCGGUAAACGAUUCUCGGAUGGUGUUUCUUAUGAAGGCCAUUGUUUGAAGCACGCGGAAAAUAAACCUUUUAAAUGUCCUGAGUGUCCAAAAUCAUUUAACCACAAGACAGAUUUACGUCGACAUAUGUGCUUGCACUCUGGCUGUAAACCUUUUAAGUGCGAUCAUUGUGGUAAAGGUUUUAUCAGAAAAGAUCAUAUGGAGAAACAUUAUGAUACACAUACAAAAAAGAGUUUGCGAUCCCGACAAUCAUGUUAG
Melitaea cinxia (Glanville fritillary) is the source of this 3117-nucleotide messenger RNA. RefSeq lists its product as uncharacterized. Bases 1 to 3117 code for a protein of 1038 amino acids. The record is from RefSeq and is a predicted model, not a curated record. NCBI's taxonomy places the organism in Eukaryota, Metazoa, Arthropoda, Insecta, Lepidoptera, Nymphalidae. Gene Ontology annotation, molecular function: RNA polymerase II cis-regulatory region sequence-specific DNA binding; DNA-binding transcription factor activity, RNA polymerase II-specific. The transcript has a single exon.